AAUAUCUGGAUUUAGGUUGGAAAAAGACAGAAACGGCAUCCUAAGGAGGUGUUAUGAUUCACCUAAAUGGAACUUGGGCCCAAUCUAACCAAGAUGAGGACCACAGAUCUGAGUUACUCUGUCUGAAGAUUAAAGACAAGUUGGAGGAGAUGUUCUCUGACUGUCACCUGGCUGAGGACGGUUUCCUGCUCAAACACAUUCAGAGGAACAAGCAGGGUUUCGUCAGUUUAAAGCUUCUCACUUGUCUGAAAAAGAUAAGAUUGCUGACCACUAACUGGUACAUGACUCUGGCUGCCGUGGAGUACUCAGACAUUCUGGAGUUAAACGACGACUGUACCAAAGUCCGACGCAAAGAGCCUCUUCCUCAGUGGCUGAUGUGCUCCCCCACCAGCCGGUUCGUUCUCGUCCGGGACACCACCAGGGAGCAGGACAGGGUAGAGGCUGCAAACUCAGAGCAGCCUUCACUCUUAAUGAGCAUCCUCCAGAGGUUUGAUGCUAUACGUGACCUUGCUUCAGUCUGGAUCCUGAAUCCUGGAGAGGAGCUUCCCAAAGAGCUGCAAUGCUACGCCAAACAUCACAAAGAGCUUGGACAGCUUCUGUGUGCAGUGAUAAAGUUUAAUAGUUUGGGGUCUGUUCGUAGGGCCUUCAGCUCUCUCAGAGAGGAGAAGAAGAUCGACAAGAGGGGCUUGUUUGUUGUGUCUUUAGGAUGGCAGUCAAUGCAGAGCAUCGGCAAGUUUAAACCAUGGGAGAAAAACAAAGGUGAAGGCGCAUAUUUUGUGGGAGAUGCUCUGGAAGUCUGCCAGGUUUUAGCCCAGAAGCCUCCUCCUUCACCGCUCAAGUUUUCUGAAGAAAAUCCAGAAGCUAAUCUUCCUCAAGCAUGCCAGGAUAACUCCAGCUGCAGUGGGAAGUCAUUGCAUGGAUUUACUAAAAGGUACAGCUGGACAAACGGCUGCUCCGGAGACCGUAAUACACAGAUUUCUCUGUGCCCCUGGGUACUGAAGCGCAAAGCUGCAGUAAAGCCAGAGACAUCUGAGCACCUGAAGCCAACUGCCUUAAAACUAAUAGUCCUACGUCAGCCCUUUGGCCCCGAUGGUACCAAGGGCUUCCAAGCCAGAAGGCAACAAUACGACUUGCUUGGAGAGAAGAGCUUCAGUGAAGACCUGAAGCAAGACUAAGCAAAGGGAAAAUAGCCUGAAGCUGUGACAAGAAGACAA
This is a messenger RNA of Cyprinodon tularosa, 1214 nucleotides long. RefSeq names its product la-related protein 6-like. The transcript is spliced from 3 exons. Bases 54 to 1175 code for a protein of 373 amino acids. NCBI's taxonomy places the organism in Eukaryota, Metazoa, Chordata, Actinopteri, Cyprinodontiformes, Cyprinodontidae. Gene Ontology annotation, molecular function: mRNA binding. The record is from RefSeq and is a predicted model, not a curated record. Gene Ontology annotation, cellular component: nucleus.